This is a messenger RNA of Heteronotia binoei (common prickly gecko), 3509 nucleotides long. It is a transcript of the gene POU5F1, whose product is annotated as POU class 5 homeobox 1. Lineage: Eukaryota; Metazoa; Chordata; Lepidosauria; Squamata; Gekkonidae. The record is from RefSeq and is a predicted model, not a curated record. Gene Ontology annotation, molecular function: DNA-binding transcription factor activity, RNA polymerase II-specific; RNA polymerase II cis-regulatory region sequence-specific DNA binding. The transcript is spliced from 5 exons. Gene Ontology annotation, biological process: regulation of transcription by RNA polymerase II. The coding region runs from base 732 to 2057 and encodes 441 amino acids.
GUUGAAAGCUUAGGAUGGCGGACCUUCAGUUUUUUCAGACCCAUUCGCCUCCAGACAUGCGGGUUUCUUGUCCGUGGGAAGUGCCCUCUUUUUUCUUCUCAGCUUCUCCUGAGUCCUUUGGGUCCCUUUUCCCUGCCAAGCUCUUCUCUUGACUAGCUUCAUUUCUUCUUGGCUCCUUUUCUUCAUUCCAUCCUUAGUUGAGUUUCUUGUGGAUUCUCCCCUCCCCUCCCUUCCUAGUCUCUAGAACUCCCGGGUUUCCAAGGCGGUUUACAGGAGAAGGCGGGUUCUCUAACUUUUAAAAAAAGCCUGGGUAGCUGGAUCUUGCCUCCAACUUAAUUUGCUUCCUCUCUCGCCCUCCCCGCUCCCCGUAGCUAUUUAACCUCCUAUAUAUUUCCUCUCCCCCACCGCUAUUUGGCUGAAGCUGUGCUGGUCACAGUUGCUUAUCAUCACUUACAUUCAGAUUAAGGAUCCCUACAAAUUCCGUGGCUUCAGCAUUUCUUGGAUUCGUGGUAAGGCCCGCAAAAGCGUGGAAGAUUGGCUGCACUUUGUUGCCUGAAGUCUUGGGUGAGUGGGGGGCAGUAGGAGAGGCACUGGGGACUGCUUCUUGGGGUUGGCUGCCUAGGGUCCCUAUUGGUGUUCUGCCACUUUUUGCAGGUUUCUUUUUUGCUUUGUUUUUGCCUCAGGUGUGCCCUCUCCUUCUAGAUUCCUAAGCUUCAUCCCUCUCUCUCACUAUGGCAGGGCACUUGGGUCGAGAACUGGGGCGUUCGUACCCUUUCCCUGUCCAAAGCCUCCAUCUGAAUAACCUUCCUGCUGUUUCCCAUCAUGAAACUGCUGGGGGCUUCUUGCCUGAAGCCUUCAAUGGGGCCCCUCCUGGGCAGGGCUACGGAUUUAAGCCUGACUAUGGGCCUCAGGGAGGGGUGGUGGAAUCCCUCCCUGGUGGAGGAGAUGCUCCCAGAGUUUGGUACCCUUUCUCAGCUGCUGGGGAUGCUUGGGGUCACCAUCCUGGGGUGGUGAUGGGGCCUUAUGGGGUCCUUCAGUCUGGAGAGGCCUGCCCAGGCCCAAAACCUGAGAUCAAGGUGGAACAAGACUGUGACCAGCCAGGGCCCUACUAUGGACAGUCCUGGGCUGGAGGCUGCCUUGUGCCUCCCACCUUAGCCCGUACAGGGGCACCUGGCAACAGCCGGGAGACCAUGUCACCUGGCUAUGAUCUCCAGCCUCCCAGCAGCCCUGCAAGCCAGCCUGAGAAGGUUGGCAGCGCUGACAGCAGCCCCGGAAGAAGUGAUGGCAGCAGGAGCCCUGAGGAGCCCAUUAUAGUCUCUGGAGAAGUCAAAGAAGAAGUGGGCAGCGGCGAUGAGGAGAUUCCCACCUCAGAAGAAAUGGAACAGUUUGCCAAGGAACUGAAGCACAAAAGAAUCACUUUGGGCUUCACUCAGGCAGAUGUGGGACUUGCCCUGGGUGUGCUGUAUGGGAAGAUGUUCAGCCAGACUACCAUCUGUCGCUUUGAGGCCCUGCAGCUCAGCUUCAAGAACAUGUGCAAACUGAAACCGCUCCUUCAGCGCUGGUUGCAUGAGGCAGACAGCAAUGAAAACCUCCAGCAGUUAUGUGCUUCGGAGUCUGCCUUGAUCCAGGCUCGGAAACGCAAACGUACAAGCAUUGAGACUACUGUGAGGGGCUCACUCGAGACUUACUUCCUGCGCUGCCCCAAGCCCAACCUACAGGAGAUCUCGCAGAUUGCUGAUGACCUCCACCUGGAGAAGGAUGUUGUCCGUGUUUGGUUCUGCAAUCGCCGCCAGAAGGGAAAACGCAAUUUAGGAGCUGGCUCUCGGGAUGAAUAUGACAGUUCUCCUCUACCACCGAAUUUCCCUCAUGGGCCACUUCAAGCUCAACCCCCUGGGCUCAGCCCCACCCACCACCAGCUAGCCCCUCCUCCUCACCCACAGGGCUACAACACGGCUGCUUUUGCAGCCCUUUACCUCCCCCAGUUCCAUGAAGGAGACCCCUUUGUCCCCCACACAUCUGGCGCCCCAGUUAUGGGCCAUACAAUGCAUUCAAGCUGAAGGGUCCUUUGACAAACCUCUCCUUUCUACUUUUUAAUCACAGGGAGGGUGCCACCUUUAGAUUUUUUUUUUUUGUAACCAGGGGGUCACUUGGGAAGGGGGGAAGCCUUAUUUUUUUUAUCUUGCUUUUGUCUUUUAAACCAGGGAUUCAGGACUUCUUGGUGUAUUCUUGUCAGUUGUCAUGUCUUGGUGUAUUCUUGUUAGGGAACAUGGAUAAGACUUCCCACACCCAAGAAUGCAAGGGGAUGUGGUAUCUAAUUUACUGUUAUCAUGGUUAUAGAUCAAAUACCUCUGAGCUGCAAGGUGCUUUUCAUCGAUUAUAUGCUAUUCACCGUUAAAUCUGUCAUAAUUCCUUUGAAGGAGACUGUCAACCAGUUGUUACUGCUUUUUUCCUUUCCCCCUGUAGAAUAAAGAAUAUCCUGUUUUCAGGAUAUCAUACAUGGUCAGGAUUAAGAGAAGAACUUUUAAAGUAAUAUUCCACCAUUGAAAUGUGGGAUUUGUAAGUACUGGAACUAUAGUCACAUCAACUUACAGAUGUCAAAACCAUUCCCAGACUGUCUCACUGUAAGUUGCAGGUGGGGAUGGUGGGGCUGCAGUGCCUCCCUGCAUGGGGAGAUUGUUGCCUCCAGUGGGAAGGGAUAGGCUAUGACCUCUUAUCCCUCCUGACAUAUAGCUGCCCCCCUCAUGGGAAGUAUAUUCUGAAAGAAUUCAUUCUGGGCUAUAUUGUAUCUUGUGUGUGCUAUUUUGGCAUGUGCUAGUUCAGUGACUGGAUCAAGUUUAUUUUGACUAGGUAUUUGUCCUCCAGAAGCUGUAGACGUAGCAGUGAGCAGAAUGAGUGGUUGGGUUUAGGGAGAACCAUUAGCGUGGGUUCUAUAAAGAUUCCUUUUCCAUUCUCCUACACGGCUAUUAUUUUCCAAUCUCAAUCAAUAUGGAGGAAGAGACAUUAGUUUUGAAGCCCGUGUGUGUGUCUGUUGUCUUUGGAGAUGUAUAAUGGUUUUUGAAGGUCCCUCUGGCUGGGUUGAGGAAUGACUGAAUUCUCAUGUGGACCUUUUUGCCUGUCCCUGAAAAUCCAGGCUGCUCUUUGAUGCUGUAAAUUACCCACAUUAAAAGGUGCAGCGCAAACUACUAAGGCAGAAAGUUUUGAAUGGAAUCUUCUGUCUUAUCUUGCUCCAUUCAUAAAUCCGUUAAACCCUUUGCAGCAAUAUUAAUCUGGUAGGGAAGUGUUUAUCAUUUUUCCCACACAUCCUUACCUCUUCAAUGCGUAUUGUUGCCUCUGGUGUGUAAUUUGAGAUGGUCUUUUUUAAAACCCAAAUUCAUGAUUUACCUUGAGAUUGUUUAUGAAAUUUAAAUUUGUUCUUGAUGUUCUGUUUUGUUUACAUAAUGAAACUUAAAUUUGUUCUGUUCUACGUAUACAUUUCUCAUAACAGCCCCCAAUUAAAAUUGCUAAUCUUA